AUGUCUCGCCACGGUGGGCACCACAAUAAAGGCAAUUUCGGCCUCGAGGCCCUUGGUAUCGGGAGUGCAGUGGGCGUCAUCGCCGGGACCUACAAGUUCGGCGAAUUCCUUCACAAUGCGAAGAAGCUCCAAGAAGUGCACCUCGAAAACCAGGCUUUUGUAUCCGUCGCCCAGCGCGCCUCGCUCGACCUGCGCGAGACUGCGCGCCUGCUCGCACAUCCCAAAAUCAAGCAUGCGUUGAGCACGAACCCUGAGAAGAGAGCUUGGAUUGAAGGCGCAAUUAGGGACACGGAAAAGGGCGUCGCAUUCUUGGUUAGGCAUACGAAGCGCGUGGAUAAAGAUGUACAUGGCGGGAGCUGGGGCUUUGGGAUACGGAAUAGGUUUCGUUGGGUGUUGGAUGAUCGUGAUAAAGCGGUUCAUGCAAGAAUUGAGCUUGUGACGGCGCACCAAACGCUAUUGGAGGUGAUAGGGUUCUUAGGAAGCCUGGAGCCAAUGGCUCGUCAUGAAGAGAAAGCAGACAGGCGACAAGUGGAUGUCCAUGUUGAACAUGACAGUCGGCGGGAGGUAGAUAUCGAAUAUGACAGGCCCCGUGAGGUUGAUGUCGACUUCAACGUCAAGAAGGAGUACGAGUAUAGAGAUGAGAGGCCACGCUAUGAAUACGAUGUUCACCGGGAGGUCAGAGUCGAUCGUCGCGGCGGGCACAAAGACGAGGGUUACGACAGUCAUGACGAAUCUGAUUUCCAAUUCCUGCGACAUGGCCUAGGUCAACCCACCGACGAGAGAAGAUAUGUUGACGCAGAGGGCAACAUUGUCACCGAGAACGUGGCCCGUAACGUCACCUACCGCAGGGAAUAUGAAGUCCAGGAAGAACCACGCUAUGCCCCUGCUAGCGAGCGUGUCAGCUACAGAAAACAAUAUAAAGUUCAUGAGGAACCACGCUACACCCCUACAGGUGAACGAUACACCUACCGCCGCGACUAUGAAGCUCGCCAUGAUGAACCCGAAAGGGUCGAAUAUCGCAGGCCAUAUGUUGAGGAUGAACCACCAAGAGAACACCGUGGGAAAUGGCCGCCACCAAGCAGGUUGUAA
Molecule: messenger RNA, 1089 nt
Organism: Pseudovirgaria hyperparasitica
Lineage: Eukaryota; Fungi; Ascomycota; Dothideomycetes; Acrospermales; Acrospermaceae
Exons: 2
Coding region: 1-1089 (362 amino acids)
Source: RefSeq, a predicted model, not a curated record